GCGCGCAGUUUCGCUCAUUACUCCACGAUGGCCAAUAUGUGGUUCGGUAUUCUCUCCCUGGUGGUGGUAGUAUGCAGUGCUUCAGGGGCGAACCUGCGGCCAAAAGCACCUUGCUCCCCCCCCUUUAAGGAAGUGGGUACGAAUAAAAAGUGUGUUCUUGUGAAUAACCUUAACGUUGGGACCUGGAACGACAUGCAACACUACUGCUCACUUCUAUCAGCAAGUCUGGUCAAACUCGACAACGCGACGGACUUCGCUGAUAUUGUACAGUAUAUCAAAAACGAAGGAUUGACGAAAGCCUACUACUGGAUUUUCGCCACGGACGCAAAUCACGAAGGCACAUGGCAAUGGGGCGACCUGUCAGACGUCACUAUGGGCGCCCCCUUCUGGAGUCCUACUGGAAGUGGGUGCAGUGUCCUGGAACCGACCGGAGGAACGAACGCUAACUGCGCUGUCCUCAAUCCUAACAAAUUCUAUUAUUUUGAUGAUAUGUCUUGUUCGAGUGAAGCAGCUGGCAUUUGCGAAAUCAUAAAAGUACAUUCGACCACUAUUCAAGUACAUUCGACCAUUAUUCAAGUACAGUCGACCAUUAUCCAAGGACAUUCGACCAUUAUUCAAGGACAUUCGACCAUUAUUCAAGUACAUUCGACCAUUAUUCAAGUACAUUCGACCAUUAUUCAUUACAUUCGACCAUUAUUCAAGUACAUUCGACCAUUAUUCAAGUACAUUCGACCAUUAUUCAAGUACACUCGACCAUUAUUCAAGCACAUUCGACAAUUAUUCAAGUACAUUCGACCAUUAUUCAAGUACAGUCGACCAUUAUUCAAGGACAUUCGACCAUUAUUCAAGCACAUUCGACCAUUAUUCAAGCACAUUCGACCAUUAUUCAAGUACACUCGGCCAUUAUUCAAGCACAUUCGACAAUUAUUCAAGUACAUUCGACCAUUAUUCAGGUACAGUCGACCAUUAUUCAAGGACAUUCGACCAUUAUUCAAGCACAUUCGACCAUUAUUCAAGUACACUCGACCAUUAUUCAAGCACAUUCGACAAUUAUUCAAGUACAUUCGACCAUUAUUCAAGUACAUUCGACCAUUAUUCAAGUACAUUCGACCAUUAUUCAAGCACAUUCGACCAUUAUUCAAGUACAUUCGACCAUUAUUCAAGUACAUUCGACCAUUAUUCAAGUACAUUCGACCAUUAUUCAAGUACAUUCGACCAUUAUUCAAGUACAUUCGACCAUUAUUCAAGUACACUCGACCAUUAUUCAAGUACAUUCGACCAUUAUUCAAGUACAUUCGAUAUCAUUCAAGCCUCACAGCAUCCUCGAGCCUGAUGUGCAGUACGUUCGGCAGCAUGACUGCAGCCUGCGACCCGCCUUACAAAGAAAUCCACGGCCGCUGCUUCCUCAUAGAUAACUUUGUAGAAGGGACGUGGGCCGACAUGAACCACUGGUGCGGCUACUAUGGGGGCAAGCUGGCCACGCUGGACAGCGCCUCCGUCUUCGCUGCCGUCCUUCAGGAUAUCAAGGCAUCGGGGAUAUCUAAAAGCUUCCUCUGGAUUGGCGCCUCAGACAUCAUGGAAGAAGGCGUAUGGACGUGGCUGGACGGCACCGCGGUGGCUGAGGGGACGCCUUUCUGGAGUUUGUACGGCAGCGGAUGCACAGUCCAGGAACCCAGUGGAGGAACGAACCAGAACUGUGCUCUCCUCAAUCCAAACAGAAAUUAUUACUUUGAUGACGUAGCCUGCACAACACAAGCUGGCGCUAUUUGCGAAAAAUAAAUCAGCUGAAGAAGCAGAUAUAGUUGCGUUUCAAGGAAACAGCUAUUUAUACUUUUUUUCAUGGACUUCGUGUGUCACACACAUAAAACACACAUAAGUAACUUGUAUGAGAAGGAUAUACUAUGCUAUCAUGUGUAAAUAUAAUGAUGGUGAUCCCCUGCCACAA
Molecule: messenger RNA, 1945 nt
Organism: Penaeus indicus
Lineage: Eukaryota; Metazoa; Arthropoda; Malacostraca; Decapoda; Penaeidae
Exons: 8
Coding region: 28-1779 (583 amino acids)
Molecular function (GO): signaling receptor activity
Source: RefSeq, a predicted model, not a curated record